This is a messenger RNA of Arabidopsis lyrata subsp. lyrata, 510 nucleotides long. RefSeq lists its product as uncharacterized. The record is from RefSeq and is a predicted model, not a curated record. The coding region runs from base 69 to 275 and encodes 68 amino acids. NCBI's taxonomy places the organism in Eukaryota, Viridiplantae, Streptophyta, Magnoliopsida, Brassicales, Brassicaceae. The transcript is spliced from 3 exons.
CGACUCGGUAAAAGUCGGAGAGAUUGCAGAAAUUGGAAGAGGAGGAAGAAGAAGAAGAAGAAAGAGAGAUGUUGAGAACUCGCCUUCUCUGGUUUACGCUUGGGUUUUCGGUGACCGGAGCUUCCAUUUGUCAUAUCGUGUGGCGUGAUCUCUAUGCCGAACGUUUCGCUAUUUCUUCUGAUAUGAAGGAGAAAUUCAAUGCUCUGGAAGGUAGAGUAUCAGGUCUGGAGUCUGGUGGUUAUGAGAACCCGAAUCCAGCUCAGGUUGAGAGUUGAAGACUCUUGCAAGCUUCCAAGCUCAAAUUAAUCAAAGACUUAGCUGAUGUGUGAGAGAGCUGCCAUCUAAGAUGCUUGGAAUAAUCUUCUAAACAGAAAACUUUUUUGUUUUUGUAAACUGACUUCCCUUUUGACUCGAGAUUUCUUCUGUAAGCUACGAGCAAGACUUGCAUUUGUGUUACAUAACAUUCGGUUUUAUUAUUAUUACAAGAAAUGGCUCACUACUUUCGUUUCA